AUGCUGGUCGCUGCGCUGACGUCUUCGCCCGCCCUUGUGGCUCCGGCCGUGGCGCCGCUCUUCGCCAAGCCGAAGCUGGCGCUCGCGCCGCACUCCGACGCGCUGCGCUUCGCGCGCAUGGAGGAGGCCGCCGCCGCGCCCGCCACCGAGGAGGCGGAGGAGGCGGAGGAGUCGCUUGGGCCGGUGGGCGCCCUCGUCGGCGACGUCGGCUUCGACCCGCUCGGUUUCACCGAGAUUCUGCCCCUGGCGUGGCUGCGCGAGGCUGAGAUCAAGCACUGCCGCACGGCGAUGCUGGCGACGGCGCGCGCGCACGACGCCGUCAUUGCCCAGGGCGGCAUGAGCCAGCUGCUGCUGUGGAUCGGGCUGCUCGAGGUCUUCUCGGCAAUCUCGAUCGACCAGAUGCUGCGCGGCUCGGGCCGCGAGCCAGGCGACUACGGCUUCGACCCGCUCGGCUUCGCGUCCGACCCGGCCAAGAAGGCGGACCUCCAGAUGAAGGAGCUCGCAAACGGCCGGCUGGCCAUGUUCGCCUUUGGCGGCUUUGUCACCCAGUCCGUCCUGACCGGAAACACCUUCCCGUACCUCUUCGACUACCAGACCGCCGGCGACAUCGUCGCCAUCGCGGCGCAGGGCGCCUCUCCCUAGGUGGCCCGAGCCGCGGCCGGCGCCCGCCCCUUGGCAAGUCAAGCGGUUCGCGUGUGGGGGUUUGGCUUUGGGAAACGUCCCGUCUCCGCGCACUUUUCGGAGACGAGGGGCGGAUACAGCAGAGGGAAAUCUCAUGUUGGCUAGUGUGAUCUUUGUGACUGAAGCCAACUCAUAGAAAUAC
Emiliania huxleyi CCMP1516 is the source of this 823-nucleotide messenger RNA. It is a transcript of the gene Lhcf69, whose product is annotated as light harvesting protein. The transcript is spliced from 4 exons. Lineage: Eukaryota; Haptophyta; Isochrysidales; Noelaerhabdaceae. Gene Ontology annotation, cellular component: membrane. The record is from RefSeq and is a predicted model, not a curated record. Gene Ontology annotation, biological process: response to light stimulus; photosynthesis, light harvesting in photosystem I. The coding region runs from base 1 to 642 and encodes 213 amino acids.